CCUUCACAUUUGUAACAGAUAAACAUCACUUGCCAAAUAUAUCUCUAACUAACCUUUACGAUUCUUCUGCACUUUUCUUCUCCAUCUCUAAUCCAUAACUUAUUCUGUAUUUCCUUUUUCUCCUUUCCAAUGUCACUAACAAAUCUGCGUACAAUGAAUUAUACUAGCUUUACAAGUAUUAUUGAUCCAUCAGCGAGUGUUUGAUCGAGAAGGGAAUAUUAGAAAAAAUAUAUAUAAAAUUAAAAAAAAAGAAGUUAGUUUAUAUAUAGGAUAGGAAGUGAUCUGGGUGGAAUGGAAGGGGUGGAUGAAAUUAUAGAGAGGCUUUUGGAAGGGAGGAAGAUCAGAGGGAAGAAGAUUCAGCUGACAGAGACGGAGAUCCGUCAACUUUGCAUGAUGGCCAAGGAUAUCUUCCUCAGCCAACCUAAUCUUUUGGAGUUAGAAGCUCCCAUUAAUGUUUGUGGUGACAUUCAUGGGCAAUAUUCAGACUUACUACGGCUCUUUGAGUCCGGUGGCUUUCCACCGGAUGCCAACUACCUAUUCCUUGGAGAUUAUGUGGACAGAGGAAAGCAAAGUAUUGAGAGCAUAUGCCUCCUCCUAGCUUACAAGAUCAAAUUCCCUGAUAACUUCUUUCUCCUCCGUGGAAACCACGAAUGUGCUUCCAUUAAUAGAAUCUACGGAUUCUAUGAUGAGUGCAAGCGUCGGUUCACUGUUCGCCUCUGGAGAACUUUUACAGAUUGCUUCAACUGUUUGCCAGUGGCUGCAGUUAUUGAUGACAAGAUCUUAUGCAUGCACGGUGGGCUUUCGCCAGAAAUGGAGAGCUUGGAUCAGAUAAGAGUCAUUGAAAGGCCUAUUGAUGUCCCAGACCAAGGCCUCCUUUGUGAUCUGCUUUGGUCUGACCCUGAUAGAGACAUUACAGGGUGGGGUGAGAAUGAUAGGGGUGUUUCAUUUACCUUUGGACCGGACAAGGUGGCUGAGUUCUUGAAGCAACAUGACCUUGAUCUCAUAUGCCGAGCUCACCAGGUGGUUGAAGAUGGUUAUGAAUUCUUUGCAAACAGGCAGCUGGUUACCAUAUUCUCGGCACCAAACUACUGUGGAGAAUUCAACAAUGCAGGUGCACUGAUGACCGUGGAUGAGAGUUUGCUAUGUUCUUUCCAAAUUAUCAAACCAUGGAAAGGAAAAUAAAUGAAUAAAUUCCAGAGACUAUCCAAGGAAGAUGUUGAAAUCUCUUUGCGCGCGACAAACAUUAUGGUAGAGCUAACCAUAUGCAUUAAGCGCGUGUGCUUGUUGCUGUGUUUUGAGUCAGAAAUGUUCCAUUAGCAUCCAGCACAGAAUAACCCUUGUUUCCUUCACUUGGUGAUUAUCCUUGUAACAACAAACCAAUCAAACAAUGGAAAAAAGUUUUGUAUAUAAAUCCCUAAUGGUUUUAAUUGCCUUGUAGCUUGAAAUUAAACAAAUAA
Molecule: messenger RNA, 1457 nt
Organism: Cornus florida
Lineage: Eukaryota; Viridiplantae; Streptophyta; Magnoliopsida; Cornales; Cornaceae
Product: serine/threonine-protein phosphatase PP1-like
Exons: 3
Coding region: 292-1182 (296 amino acids)
Cellular component (GO): cytoplasm; nucleus
Molecular function (GO): protein serine/threonine phosphatase activity
Source: RefSeq, a predicted model, not a curated record